Molecule: messenger RNA, 3221 nt
Organism: Urocitellus parryii (Arctic ground squirrel)
Lineage: Eukaryota; Metazoa; Chordata; Mammalia; Rodentia; Sciuridae
Gene: Slc60a1
Product: solute carrier family 60 member 1
Biological process (GO): transmembrane transport
Molecular function (GO): D-glucose transmembrane transporter activity
Source: RefSeq, a predicted model, not a curated record
CCGGCCUCCCGCGGGCGCGCGGCACUCGGGCACCCGGCUCGCUCCGAGCCACAGCCGCGAGCCCGCCCGGCAGCCGAGGCCAUGGGCUGCGACGGCCGCGUGUCGGAGCUGCUCCGCCGCAACCUGCAGCCCACGCUCACCUACUGGAGCGUCUUCUUCAGCUUCGGCCUGUGCAUCGCCUUCCUGGGGCCCACGCUGCUGGACCUGCGCUGCCAGACGCACAGCUCCCUGCCCCAGAUCUCCUGGGUCUUCUUCUCGCAGCAGCUCUGCCUCCUGCUGGGCAGCGCCCUCGGGGGCGUCUUCAAGAGGACCCUGGCCCAGUCCUUAUGGGCCCUCUUCACCUCUACCCUGGCCAUCUCUCUGGUGUUUGUCGUCAUCCCCUUCUGCCGAGAUGUGAAGGUGCUGGCCUCKGUCAUGGCGCUGGCGGGCUUGGCCAUGGGCUGCAUUGACACAGUGGCCAACAUGCAGCUGGUGAGGAUGUACCAGAAGGACUCGGCCGUCUUCCUCCAGGUGCUCCAUUUCUUUGUGGGCUUUGGUGCUCUGCUGAGCCCCCUGAUCGCAGACCCCUUCCUGUCUGAGGCCAACUGCUUUCCUGCCAAUAGCACAGCAAACACCACCACCAGAAGCCACCUGUUCCACGCCUCCCAGAUCCUGGGCCUGCACCAUGCAAAAGCCCAGCUUGGGUCCAACCAGACSGUCCCUGGGCUGCCCCCGAAGGGCGGGACUGAGGUCCGAGUGUCCUACGCCUUCUGGAUCAUGGCCCUUAUCAAUCUUCCAGUGCCCAUGGCAGUGCUGUUUCUGCUGUCCAAGGAGCGGCUGCUGACCUGCUUCUCUCAGAGGAAGCCCUUGCUCCUUCCUGCAGACGAGCUGGCCCUGGAGACUCGGCCUCCAGAGAAGGAAGAUGCCUCCUCACUACCCCCGAAGUUUCACCCACACUCAGGGCACGAGGACCUGUUCAGCUGCUGCCAACGGAAGAACUGCCGAGGAGCCCCUUAUUCUUUCUUUGCCAUCCAUGUCACAGCAGCCCUGGUCCUGUUCAUGACGGAUGGGAUGACGGGGGCAUACUCAGCCUUCGURUAUAGCUAUGCAGUGGAGAAGCCGCUGUCUGUGGGACACAAGGUGGCAGGUUACCUCCCCAGCCUCUUCUGGGGCUUCAUUACCCUGGGCCGGCUCAUCUCCAUUCCCAUCUCGUCAAGAAUGAGGCCAGUCACCAUGGUUUUCACCAAUGUGAUAGGCGUGGUGGUGACUUUCCUCGUGCUGCUUAUUUUCUCCUCCAACGUCAUUUUCCUGUUCGUGGGGACAGCGAGCCUGGGCCUGUUCCUCAGCAGCACCUUCCCGAGCAUGCUGGCCUACACCGAGGACAUCCUCCAGUACAAAGGCUGUGCGACCACAGUGCUGGUGACAGGGGCAGGGAUUGGCGAGAUGGUCCUGCAGAUGCUGGUUGGUUUGAUAUUCCAGGCCCAGGGCAGCUAUAGUUUCCUGGUCUGCGGCGUGAUCUUUGGCUGCUUGGCUUUUACCUUCUAUGUCUUGCUCCUGUUUUUCCACAGGAUGCACCCUGAACUCUCAUCAGAUUCUACCCCAGACCGACCGCUUGGAAUGGAGAACUCUGAUUACUACCAGAGGUGAAACCGGGGGCCGGAGGCAGGCGAGGCUCCAGCCUCCUGAGCACCAACGCACCUGGACUGUGGAAGGCAGCCGAGGGUCGAAGUGGAGUGGCCUCUUCUCAAAGCCUUUGCUCUAAUCUUUUCCACUUGGACUCGGUUGGGCAGAAAAAAUUAAAUUGAGUCCCCAUUAAAUUUGCCUGGGGUCCUCCUCUGGCAAAUCAUUGGAUUUUCCUGGUGAUUCCAGUUACCUUCUCUUCCCCAGUUCAGACUCAGGUAGGGCCGUCCAGGAUACUGAGACAGGAAGGCAGAAGACAGCUGUGCACGUCACUUUGUCACUUUGUGCAUAGACCAUACCCUGGGUUUGAGGUCACUCUUAGAUGAAGUUUGAAAAACUAGGUUGACAUGGUAAAGCAUGUUGAUCGUUGCUCUUUAUGGAUGUUUUCAAUGGAUCAAAACCAACCCUGUUAUUCCCUGGCAUGUUCAAAAAGGACUGAUGUGCUUUUUACUUAAUCAUGGUCCCAAGUUCUUCCCAUUCCUGCCGCAGAGAUCAAUGGUUCAUAUGUAUUCUAAGACUCAGAAGGAGAAGUUGAAUUGUGUUCUCUUUGGGACACUGAUUCAGUGGUAUGCUGGGCUUGCUCACACCAGCUUAGAAAAGCUGAUCAGGUAAUAAAUAAUCAAAACUUACCACUGCCUAAUUUUAUUCUAUGGAGGCUCUUGAGAUCAUUCUGUCUGUAUUAUAGGGGUGGAGAGGUUACCAGGUGAUAAAGUGCUGCUGGGCAUCUCUUCCCAACUCCACCAUGUUGGCAGCUUGUGAUCAAUUAUGGUGGAAGUAUGUAUACCACUAGCAACUGGCAAAAGUUACAAAUUAGAGCUUUCCCCCACCCUGGGGAGCCAGUAGUUAAAUAUUUACCAGCAUACCACUGCUAGUAAGCAAUGCUAAUUGGUCCAGAAAUUCCCUGGGAGAAAGAGAUGGCCUGUUUUUCUUUUCUGUUUUUCUUUACUGGGAUGACAAGCAUGUAAAAAGGUAUAAAAACAGCACUAAGAAUUUCCAAAAAUAUUUCACUUAAAUUUUACAUUUUUUUUUUUUGUAGAGGAAAAAACCUUUUAUACUAUGUCAAGGUCUUUUCUCUAACAAAUAAGCUGGGACUGCUGAAAAAUUCUAGCCUCACAGUGUUCAGAAAGCAGUGUCUUAUCAAGGAAUUAGGAGUCCUAGGAAGGGGAGAGGCGGUAACAUAAAGUGAGAAUAUGAACUCUUCAACUCAGACAGGGCUAAGAGUACUGUGGCUUCUAGAAGUAUAAAAUAGCUGUUACAAGAACUGGUUUGCCUGUAUUUUCUUGAUGUAUAUACAAAUGUACAUGUAUAAAUAUAAAAAUCCCAAGGGCUGUAGUUCACAUGCCUGACACUGAAAGGUUUUUCCUGGAUCUGCAGGUGUUGACAAGUUAGCCAGCUCUGACUACUAUCAACCGCACAGCCAUGAGAUUGUGGCUGGAGAGAGAUCUGGGCCGAGCACUGGCCUCCCUUCCAGCUGUGUGACCCUGGGUGGAUCACAGAGGCUGUUCCAACCUCACUUUUUUUUAACCAGUAAAGUGGAAUUUCUAAAAGUACCCUACCUCACA